Molecule: messenger RNA, 1641 nt
Organism: Suillus paluster
Lineage: Eukaryota; Fungi; Basidiomycota; Agaricomycetes; Boletales; Suillaceae
Product: pyridoxal phosphate-dependent transferase
Exons: 12
Coding region: 1-1641 (546 amino acids)
Biological process (GO): biosynthetic process
Molecular function (GO): transaminase activity; pyridoxal phosphate binding
Source: RefSeq, a predicted model, not a curated record
AUGAGUGUCGAGAGGCGCACCAAGUCUAUUGACCUCUCUCACCACCUUUCCGAGCUGUCCAAAGCUAGGAUAACCUCUCCGUUGAAGGGGCUCCAGAAGUACUUAUCACAGCCAGGCAUUUUGGCCCUCGCAGGAGGCCUGCCUAGUCCUGCAUAUUUCCCCGUCUCAGACGUUUCUGCCAACGUUUUGGUACCAGAGUCAUUCGCUCUCGCUCCGACAGAGUCGUCUACCCCUUCUUCAUGGCUAUGGAAGUUAUUCAGUAGCCACAAUUCAACCAAAGAGAACACUCAGGGCAUCACCAUUCCCAAGUACCCUGCCAUGGACGGGGAUAUCAACCUGGCAAGCUCUCUUCAAUACGGCGCAGCUGUAGCACAGGGACAGUUGCAAGUUUUCUUGAAACAUUUUAUUUCUGAGGUCUAUCGGCCAGCUUUUGAGGACUGGACGGUCCUUAUUAACACUGGUAAUACGGAUGGGUGGUUAAGAGCUGUCGCAACCCUGUGCAACCCUGGCGAGGGUGUACUGUGUGAAGAGUGGACUUAUCCCUCUGCCAUGGCAUCGAUGCUCCCUGCCAAUAUCAAGCCUGUACCUGUCGCCAUGGAUGGACUAGGCAUGAAGAGCGAUGCCCUCGAGAACUUACUGUCGCAAUGGGACCCAGUUUCACGUCAGAUGUCAAGGCCUCAUGUUAUGUACAUCGUGCCUGUUGGACAGAACCCAAGUGGCUCGACAAUGAGUGUCGCUCGCAAGAAGCAGAUUUAUGAUAUCUGUGUCAAAUAUGACGUGAUAAUUGUCGAAGACGAUCCAUAUUAUUUUCUUCAACUGGGAACGUACGUAUUUAAAGACGACAGGUCCCCUGAUGUAACGUCUUCUGGAAGACAGUCAGCCGACGAAUCUAGACGAUAUGUUUCGACUUUGAUCCCUAGCUUCUUGAAUUUUGACUACGAGGGACGUGUGAUCCGUCUCGAUACCUUCUCCAAGACCGUUGCUCCUGGUAGUCGACUAGGAUGGUUCACGUGUAAUCCUCUCUUUGCAGAGAGGUUGGAGAGGCAUGGAGAAAAAACAACUCAGGCUCCAUGCGGCUUUGGACAGGCAGUGAUCGCAAAGAUUUUGAUGCAUUGGACCUAUGAUGGCUACAUCCGCUGGCUCAGGGGUCUACGAACAGAAUAUCAGCAACGCCGUGAUUUCUUCAUCGAUUGUCUCGCAGAGGAAUUCCACUUGCAGGCGGUUCCUGCUAUCGCAGGCGUCUGGCAGGAUUGCAUCGUGUAUCGGGCUUCAUCCAAGGUCAAGAAGAGCUCUAGUAUCAGUGAAAAAUACCCGGGCCGGAACCGCACGAUGUUUAGCUUCGUGCCGCCAGCUGCAGGAAUGUUCGUAUGGAUGAAACUUCAUCUCAACCAACAUCCCUCGUUUACCCCGGGAGAUGAAGAUACCUUAGAAACGAAGUUAUGGACCAAGUUAGCAGAGAAUGGAGUGUUGUUUGGACCAGGGUGGAUGUUCGCAGCCAAUGCGAUGAGCAAGGACUCUGACAGUACUGGCGCCGGCCACUUCCGCGUCAGUUUCAGCAACGCCGAGUUCCCCGACCUCAAGAAAGCGGUCACUAUUUAUGGACGAGUCAUCCGGGAGUUCUUUGAAGAGGAGAACCUUUAG